This is a messenger RNA of Raphanus sativus (radish), 945 nucleotides long. RefSeq names its product myrosinase 4-like. The transcript is spliced from 8 exons. Gene Ontology annotation, molecular function: beta-glucosidase activity. Bases 1 to 945 code for a protein of 314 amino acids. Lineage: Eukaryota; Viridiplantae; Streptophyta; Magnoliopsida; Brassicales; Brassicaceae. The record is from RefSeq and is a predicted model, not a curated record. Gene Ontology annotation, biological process: carbohydrate metabolic process.
AUGUUACUUUUAGAUCGGAUUUUCUUUGGAUUCGGAGAUUGCAUAGAACCGUAUGUAACAAUAUUCCACUGGGAUGUUCCCCAAACUCUAGAAGAUGAAUAUGGAGGUUUCUUGAGCCGGCGUAUAGUUGAGGACGUCAAAAACUACGCCGACCUUCUAUUCCAGAGAUUCGGAGACCGAGUCAAAUUUUGGAUCACUUUAAACCAGCCUUACUCUCUCGCAACCAAAGGUUAUGGAGACGGAUCAUAUCCACCCGGACGGUGCACUGGCUGUGAAUUUGGAGGAAAUUCCGGAACCGAACCUUAUAUAGUUGCACAUAACCAACUUCUAGCUCAUGCACAAACUGUUGCAUUAUACCGAAAAAGAUACCAGAAAUCUCAAGGUGGUAAGAUAGGAACAACCUUGAUCGGGAGAUGGUUCACCCCUUUAAACGAAAACAGCAUCCGCGACAAGGCUGCUGCAAAGCGAGCAUUUGAUUUCUUUGUCGGAUGGUUUUUGGAUCCAUUGGUAUACGGAAGAUACCCGAAGAUAAUGCGACAGAUGGUUGGACACAGAUUGCCAAUAUUCACACCUCAAGAAUUAAAGCUAGUCAAAGGAUCACUUGAUUUUCUAGGGUUAAACUAUUAUGUUACACAGUAUGCCACCAACGCACCUCCUUCCACCCAACCUAGUGUCAUCACAGAUUCAAGAGUUACUAUUGGAUUCUAUCGCAACGGAGUACCUAUUGGUGUUCAGGCGCCUAGCUUCGUCUACUAUCCUCCAGGGUUCCGACAGAUUCUAAAUUAUAUCAAAAACAAUUAUGGAAAUCCACUUACCUAUAUCACUGAAAACGGAGUUGCUCAUCUUGAUACCGGAAACCUAACACUGCCAGUUGCUCUUGCCGAUAAUGGACGAAUUCAAAAUCAUUGCAGCCAUCUUUCAUGUCUCAAAUGCGCUAUCGAGUGA